Messenger RNA from Peromyscus eremicus (cactus mouse), 3116 nucleotides. RefSeq names its product phosphofructokinase, muscle (gene Pfkm). Bases 185 to 2734 code for a protein of 849 amino acids. The record is from RefSeq and is a predicted model, not a curated record. Gene Ontology annotation, cellular component: membrane; 6-phosphofructokinase complex; cytoplasm. Gene Ontology annotation, biological process: fructose 6-phosphate metabolic process; canonical glycolysis; fructose 1,6-bisphosphate metabolic process. The transcript has 25 exons. Lineage: Eukaryota; Metazoa; Chordata; Mammalia; Rodentia; Cricetidae. Gene Ontology annotation, molecular function: AMP binding; monosaccharide binding; fructose-6-phosphate binding.
CCGAGGAGGGAAGGGGGUGGGGCAAGAGGUCAAAGAGCAGAGAGUUACGGGCUCGUGGGACGCCUGCGCGAGGUGGCCAGGCCUGAGAAGCCAAGGGAGCGUUUGAGUCUAGUCCUAAUCUCCCCGUCACCCUCAGACGCGGCUUUUUCUCUUUCUCACACUUGGAGUACAGUUAGAAAUAGCCAUGCAUAAAGAGGAAUUUCAUGUGAAAUUUUUCAUGUGUGUGGUUCAGUCUCGCCGAGUAGUCAGGACGACUGAGAGCACAGAUGAGGAAGCUUCAGCUUCCAACAUGAUCAUAUCAACGCAACAUGCAAAGACAGAUCUCUUGAAGAUACUAGAAACUAUGGAUGAGCCAAACACCAUGGGACCUGCUCUUGAAACUGAGUGGAUCAUGACCAAUGAAGAGCAUCACGCAGCCAAAACCCUGGGGAUCGGCAAGGCCAUUGCCGUGUUAACCUCUGGUGGAGAUGCCCAAGGUAUGAAUGCUGCUGUCAGGGCUGUGGUUCGAGUUGGUAUCUUUACGGGGGCACGUGUCUUCUUUGUCCAUGAGGGUUACCAAGGCCUGGUGGAUGGUGGUGAGCACAUCAGGGAGGCCACCUGGGAGAGUGUUUCCAUGAUGCUUCAGCUGGGAGGCACAGUAAUUGGAAGUGCCCGAUGCAAAGACUUUCGGGAACGAGAAGGUCGACUCCGGGCUGCCCACAACCUGGUGAAGCGGGGAAUCACCAAUCUGUGUGUCAUUGGAGGUGAUGGCAGCCUCACUGGAGCUGACACUUUCCGUUCGGAGUGGAGUGACUUGUUGAAUGACCUCCAGAAAGAUGGGAAGAUCACAGCUGAGGAGGCUACCAAGUCUAGCUUCCUGAACAUCGUGGGCCUGGUUGGUUCAAUCGACAAUGACUUCUGUGGCACUGAUAUGACCAUUGGUACUGACUCUGCCCUGCACCGGAUUGUAGAGAUUGUAGACGCCAUCACCACCACUGCUCAGAGCCACCAGAGGACAUUUGUGUUGGAAGUGAUGGGCCGCCACUGUGGAUACCUGGCCCUUGUCACCUCUUUGUCCUGUGGGGCCGAUUGGGUUUUUAUUCCUGAAUGUCCACCAGAUGAUGAUUGGGAGGAACACCUUUGUCGGCGGCUCAGUGAGACAAGGACCCGGGGUUCUCGUCUUAACAUCAUCAUUGUUGCUGAGGGUGCAAUCGACAAGAACGGAAAACCAAUCACCUCAGAAGACAUCAAGAAUCUGGUAGUAAAGCGUCUUGGAUAUGACACCAGGGUUACUGUUUUGGGACAUGUGCAGCGGGGUGGGACACCAUCAGCCUUUGAUCGGAUUCUGGGCAGCAGGAUGGGUGUGGAAGCAGUGAUGGCACUUUUGGAGGGGACCCCAGACACCCCAGCCUGUGUGGUGAGCCUCUCUGGUAAUCAGGCAGUGCGCCUGCCCCUCAUGGAGUGUGUCCAAGUGACCAAGGACGUGACCAAGGCUAUGGAUGAGAAGAGAUUUGAUGAAGCCAUGAAGUUGAGAGGCCGGAGCUUCAUGAACAACUGGGAGGUGUACAAGCUUCUAGCCCAUGUCAGACCCCCAGUCUCUAAGGGUGGGCUGCACACAGUGGCUGUGAUGAAUGUGGGGGCCCCAGCUGCAGGCAUGAACGCUGCCGUUCGCUCUACUGUGAGGAUUGGCCUGAUCCAGGGUAACCGAGUGCUGGUUGUACAUGAUGGCUUCGAGGGUCUGGCCAAAGGUCAGAUUGAAGAAGCUGGCUGGAGCUAUGUUGGAGGUUGGACUGGUCAAGGCGGUUCCAAACUCGGCACUAAAAGGACUCUGCCCAAGAAGAACUUGGAACAGAUCAGUGCCAACAUAACGAAGUUUAACAUUCAGGGCCUUGUCAUCAUUGGGGGCUUUGAGGCUUACACGGGGGGCCUGGAGCUGAUGGAGGGCAGGAAGCAGUUUGAUGAACUCUGCAUCCCGUUUGUGGUCAUUCCUGCCACUGUUUCCAAUAACGUCCCUGGGUCAGACUUCAGCAUCGGGGCUGACACAGCACUAAACACCAUCUGCACGACUUGUGACCGGAUUAAGCAGUCUGCAGCCGGCACCAAGCGUCGGGUCUUUAUCAUCGAGACCAUGGGUGGCUACUGUGGCUACCUGGCCACCAUGGCAGGACUAGCGGCUGGGGCCGACGCUGCCUACAUUUUUGAGGAGCCCUUCACCAUUCGAGAUCUACAGGUGAAUGUUGAACAUCUGGUGCAGAAGAUGAAAACCACCGUGAAAAGAGGCUUGGUGUUGAGGAAUGAGAAGUGCAAUGAGAACUACUCCACUGACUUCAUUUUCAACCUGUACUCUGAGGAGGGGAAAGGCAUCUUCGACAGCAGGAAAAAUGUGCUUGGCCACAUGCAGCAGGGUGGAAGCCCGACCCCCUUUGACAGGAAUUUUGCCACUAAGAUGGGUGCUAAGGCCAUGAAUUGGAUGUCUGGGAAAAUCAAAGAGAGCUACCGUAACGGACGGAUCUUUGCCAAUACUCCAGACUCAGGCUGUGUUCUGGGGAUGCGUAAGAGGACCCUGGUCUUUCAGCCAGUGACCGAGCUGAAAGACCAGACCGAUUUUGAGCACCGGAUCCCCAAGGAGCAGUGGUGGCUGAAGCUGAGACCGAUCCUCAAAAUCCUAGCCAAGUACGAGAUUGAUCUGGACACCUCUGACCACGCCCACCUGGAGCACAUUUCUAGGAAACGGUCUGGAGAAGCGGCUGUCUAGACCUCUUCGGAGUGAGGGGGGAGAGCGUAUGAUCAUGGUCAGCUUAUGCCCUGGUAGAUCUAAGCCCAUGAUCUCUCAGUGUGUUAGCCCUAGCCCCCUACCCUAUUAGGUUUCCUCAUACCCACAACCUUGAUCAGUUGUGGCCAGGAGUUGGGGGAGGGGCAGUGAGUGAAUCUCCUAGGUAACUGUCCUUCCUUCUGUCCCAGCUUCAUCCGGCACACGGGCUGGAUUUCUCUAGUGCUACUGCUAGACUUCAGCUACCCAGAGUUUUCCUAAAAAUAAGCUUUAUUUAUUUCUUUGUGAUAACAAAGAGUCUUAGAUUCCUUUACUUUUCCCAGUGAUGAAGUAUAACUACACUAAUAAAUGCCAGCUGGUCACUGUG